Styela clava is the source of this 1068-nucleotide messenger RNA. Lineage: Eukaryota; Metazoa; Chordata; Ascidiacea; Stolidobranchia; Styelidae. The record is from RefSeq and is a predicted model, not a curated record.
AGUUCUAACACUACUUGUAUUGUCAAAAAUAAUUUUGUUUUAUAUUGGAUUUGAUUUUUUUAAAUUGAAUAUAACGUCGACGAUACCUAAUUCGUCAGUUUAGUUACUGAUUGUAUAAAUGGGAGACUUCGGGUUAGAAUAUCGAAUCUUGGAAAUUGGUGAUAUGGAGGACACAAUGGUAUUUUUGCUCAAAAAUUUAAUUUCUAGGCAACCGGUUUCUUUACAUCUGAAUGUUAACAAAGGUGACUGGAAAACACACUUCACGCCAAUUUUGGAGAGUGGAGUAUCACAAGCUGUCAGCAUCGGUGUGUUCGACAAAUCAAUUCUGUGUGGUGUUGCUAUCAACUUGUUAUCUCAAGUAAGCCAGCAAGGUCCAAGUCCAAGGAAAGCUACACCAAUAAAAAUCAGACAAGCAUUGCAGUUAUUACAAAGUAUGUCACAAAAUUUCAAAGAAAAAAACUUCCUUGAAAUUUUCAUAAUUACGGUGAAGCAAGAUUAUACGAAACGUGGAAUUGCGUCUCGGCUAUGUGUGAAAUCUGAAGAAAUAGCCAGAAAACUCGGACUUAGUUGUCUGUCAAUAACUUGCACAAGUGCCUACAUGCAAAGAGCCGCGAACCGCCUGGGUUACCAAACGAUGGAAAAGACUUUUUAUAAAGACUACAUCGAUCCGAUCACAAGUGAAAAAAUAUUCAAGACAAUGCCCGAACCACACGAGUGUUGUUUAUUCAUGAUCAAGCGUCUUUAGAUGUACCAGCUAUGGUGAAAAUAUAUUAUUCAGAACUUGGGAUGAGAUAGUCAAUUCUUAGAUUAUGAUCUCAGUAUUACCAACAAAGUUUAUCUUUUUAACUCCAACGUCCGAUUUCAAAUGGAAAGAUAUGAGAAUGAAGAGCAUCCAUACUUCGCAGACUCGUGGGAUGACCAGCAGCCAACGUUCAUAAAUGACCUAUCACAGUUUGGGUAAUAUUGUAUGUUACACAGAAACACUCCACAAAUGAUUUUUUUUUGGGGAUUAGCUCGUAGAAUCAGCUUUUACGCAAUUUCGAAACACUCUUUUUUAUCCAUAUAGUU